This is a messenger RNA of Annulohypoxylon maeteangense, 2712 nucleotides long. Its product is annotated as Nop14-like protein. Bases 1 to 2712 code for a protein of 903 amino acids. Lineage: Eukaryota; Fungi; Ascomycota; Sordariomycetes; Xylariales; Hypoxylaceae. Gene Ontology annotation, cellular component: nucleolus; small-subunit processome; Noc4p-Nop14p complex. The transcript is spliced from 2 exons. The record is from RefSeq and is a predicted model, not a curated record. Gene Ontology annotation, biological process: maturation of SSU-rRNA.
AUGCCAGGUUCCCAACUUAAGAGGUUAAAGGCCUCUCUCAGAGACAAAGGUGUUAUUGGCCCACAGCUGUCUAAAAAGCAGAAGAAGAGAAAUGCGCAGGAUGGAAAGACGAAUAAUAAUCGAAGGUUUCAGAAGGCAGCAGAGUUAGAGGGUAUCCGAGAAGAGUUCAAUCCUUUCGAUUUCAAGCACAAUGUGCGCGGUCCCAAGUUUCAGGUCACCACCAACCGGCCAGCAACUAGCAAUGCUACCAAAGGAAGACCAAGCGAAGCAAAGUCUCUCGGCGAGGAAAGGCGACGCCAAACUCUCCUUGUAGAGCUCAACCGACGCAAUAAAGUAGGCGGCAUACUCGACCGACGAUUCGGAGAGAACGACCCAUUCAUGACACCCGAAGAAAAAAUGCAAGAGAGAUUUGUGAGGGAAAAGCAAACUCACAAGAGCUCCACGUUUGACCUUGAAGACGACGAUUUUGGCGAGGGCUUGACUCAUCUUGGAAAAUCCUUGUCAUUUGAUAAACCGGGCCUGGUCGAUGAUUUUGAAGAAGAUCUUUCAGCUGGAUCUGAUGCGGCCGACUCAGACGACGAGCAUCGCGGCUCGAAGCGCAUGCGGCCUUUGAACGACGAUACCCAAGAUGAUGACCAGGAAGAAGGGCAACCAGAACGGAAAAAGACGAAACAGGAGGUCAUGAAGGAAGUCAUUGCAAAAUCUAAAUUUUAUAAGGCUGAGCGACAAGCAGCCAAAGACGCCGACGAAGAUCUACGGGAAGAACUUGAUAUGGAGCUCCCGGACCUCCACGAUCUUCUAUUUAAUAGAAAGAAGGCGCCUAGCGGUACUGAAAGCAACACGGCCGAAUCCGCUGCUGCUGGCAAGGAAAGGAUGGAACGCGAUUACGAUAUGCGACUCAGGCAAUUAGCACAAGACAGGAGGGCACAACCCACGGAUCGCACCAAGACAGAGGAGGAGAAGGCACAAGAAGAAUCUAAGAGGCUAAAAGAACUCGAGGAUAAACGCCUUAAAAGAAUGCGCGGGGAGGAAGUCAGCGACGAUGAGAUCGAAGAGGAUACUACCGAUAUUCAGCCAGAAGAUCUGCCAGCUAAAGGCCCAGUUUUAUUCACAGAAAAUGAGGAGGACGAUUUCGGGUUGGGAAAAGGAAUCAAGACUCGGCCGACAGCAACGGAACUUGGUUUCGACGAUGAAGACGAUUUUGUUAUUGAAGACAACUUAAUAGCCAGCGAUUCGGAUCUAGAGCCUAUCGAAAGUGGCGCAUCGUCAAAUGAAGAAGAAUCAGACGCCGAAGAUGAUGACGAAUUCACGAAAGGACUAUUAAAUGAAGAAGAAACGCAAAACCCAGUGUUCAGCAAUCGAUUCACGGGUUCUAAUGUAUCAACUGAUACUAAGGAAGAUUCAAACGGACUACCUUACACCUUCCCCUGUCCAGAGACUCUAGAUGAGUUUGUGAAAAUGACGCAAAACAUCCCUAUAGAGCAUCUCCCAGCCGUGGUACAACGAGUUAGGGCGCUAUAUCAUCCGAAACUAGACAGCGACAACAAGGCGAAGCUCGCCAAAUUUGUGGCUAUCCUCAUUCAAUAUUUAGCACAUUCAUCUAAUCUUCCGAAGUUACCUCCCUUCUCGGUACUCGAGAACCUCGUACGACACAUACAUUCCCUUGCGAAAUCUUACCCUGUUGAGACAGCGAACGAGUUUCGUUCGCGACUCGAAGACUUUGGUCAAUCAAGACCACUUUCUCCCAACUUAGGCGAUUUGAUAAUUUUAUCUGCUAUUGGGACCAUAUUUCCAACAUCAGAUCAUUUUCAUCAGGUGACAACUCCGGCAGGGCUUCUCAUUGCGAGAAAUCUUGAGAAGGUUCCGAAGAAGGUCACAGACUACGCCCAAGGAGCUUAUCUGUCGACUUUAGCCCUACAGUACCAACAAGUCUCGAAACGUUAUGUCCCCGAGGCCAUGAAUUUCUGUCUCAACACAUUAUGUGCCCUCGCACCGGAGAAAGCUGCAGAAAUUCCAGGGUAUUUCCCAGUCCACGAGCCUACACCAGGGACUCGCAUCUCCAAUGCCCAGUUACUCGCCAUUCGAAAGCUAAGUCCGGCGGACUGCAUCAAGGAUGAUAUAACUGACGAGGAGGCUGUCUCCACGAAAGUCGCAAUACUAGCUGUUACCGUUCAAUUAGUAGACGCAGCAGCAGAUCUGUAUAGCGGCAAGCCUGCAUUCUUCGAAACAUUCGAGCCGGCUAAGAACGUAUUGAACCAUCUAGUUAGCAAGCCGUGCCAAGCCAGGCUUCCAGCUACACUGGUUGAACGGUUCAACAAACUCCAAUCAAAAUUAGACAAAAUGCUCGGACUCGCCCAGGUAGCUCGGCGGCCCCUCGAGCUCCACCACCACAGGCCACUUCCCAUCAAGUUGGCUAUUCCCAAAUUCGAGGACUCAUUCGAUCCUAACAAACACUACGAUCCCGACCGCGACAGGGCGGAGCUAGCGAAGUUGAAGGCGGAACACAAGAAGGAGCGCAAGGGUGCUAUGCGGGAGCUGAGAAAGGACGCCAAUUUCAUGGCUCGCGAGCAGUUGAGGAUGAAGAGAGCCAAGGAUGCCGCAUACGAGAAGAAGUACAAGAGACUUGUGGCGGAGAUCCAAGGCGAGGAAGGUAGAGAGGCGAAUGCAUACGAGCGCGAGAAAGAGGCUCGAAAGCGGGCGUCGAAGAGAUAG